CUGCGUUGACGAUCAACAGUUGUUGUUUACCAGUGUGUUAGUGCAGUUCACAGAACCGGUCGUUAAGUUCUUCAUUUAUUUCAUAAUUAAAUAAUAAUACUUUUAUUGUUGUUUGUGCGCAUACAAAAAGUGUAGCAUAUAUUUUUUUUUUGUUUGUUAAUUGUUUGUGAGCAAGACCAAAGAGAAACGAAAAUCCUCCAAAAUGGGAUUUGGAACGACAACCGUUAAAUACCUGCUGUUCUUUUUCAAUUUCAUUUUCGCCCUGUCCGGUUUGGCGUUUCUGGCCUACGGUCUGAUCAUCAGAUAUUAUUCGUCCAAGACGGAUAACCUGGCAAACCAAGCAGCCGGCGAUUCUGCCGGAUUGGUCGCUUUGGCUUUAAUCAUCAUUGGCAGCGCCGUGUUUGUCAUAUCGUUCUUCGGGUGUUGCGGAGCCAUCAGGGAGAGUCAUUGCAUGGUCACCGUCUACGCCAUGUUCCUGUUGACUUUGUUCCUCGUCGAGUUGGCAAUCGUGGUUUAUCUGUACAUCAACCAAGGUAAACUGGAAGAGAUCACCCGGUCAUCGAUGACGUCCAUAUUCAACAGCUACUCGACCAAGAACGAAUCGAAAGCCUUUGUUGACGAAAUGCAAGCCGAUUUCCAUUGUUGUGGCGUGGACAGCCCGAGUGACUGGACAACCCAAGGAAUCCCGGCUCUGCCACACUCCUGUUGCCGGGAAGACGGAGGACAGGGCACGACUUGCUCAAAGACUCAAGCUUGGCAGGACGGAUGCAUGUCGAAGACCAUUGAAGUGGCCAAGAGGGAAGGAUCCAAGUUGUUUAAAUUCGUGUUGGGAAUAGCCGGUGGUGAAUUGGUCGGUAUCAUAUUUGCUCUGUGUUUGGCGAGUAGCAUAAAGAACGAGGAACGCAGACAAGGCUAUGCUUAAGUAUUCGCUGGAAUCAUAGUUUUCUGUCACAUUUCAUUCACGUCCCAAACGUUAAUAAUAAUAAUAAUAAUAUUAUUAAGUACACAAGACUAUACCCGUUUCUCUGUUUUGGUUUUCUCCUACACAUAAGUCUACAACGAUACACAAUCGCCGGACAAUUUCACAAAUACAUUUUAUAUCAUUAUUUGUUUGUAUAAUUUAUAGAAAUGAUAAUUAUUUAUAUUUAUAGUGUAUAAGUUAACGAUAAUCGUGUUGUGUGUACAAUACAGGCAUUUAGUUGAGUGUUUUUCUUUUUAUAUAAAAAAAUUCUAGCACUAAAAAUUCUAGUGUUGGCAAGUUGAAUAUAAUAUUUUAUAAGUAUAUAACGUUACAAUUUAUUAUUAUUAUUUUAUAUAUUUCUAUAUUAAAUUAUUAUCAUUAUUAUUGUACAGAUAGAAAACAACAACACUGAACUAGUAUAAAUUCAUUAUUUUGUUGUUAAAUCUAAUGAUAAUAUAAGUUAUGUACAAUUCGCACGUGUCCUCGUCCGUUUGUUGGCGACCGUGUAGCUUUUAUUUUUGUUUUUGUCACUUAAUUUUAAAGCUUUAAGUUUGUUUAGCUUGAUUUAAAAAUAAAAAAAAUCUAUAACCUUAUAUAGUUAUAA
Messenger RNA from Adelges cooleyi (spruce gall adelgid), 1565 nucleotides. Its product is annotated as CD63 antigen-like. The coding region runs from base 203 to 922 and encodes 239 amino acids. The transcript has 5 exons. Gene Ontology annotation, cellular component: membrane. NCBI's taxonomy places the organism in Eukaryota, Metazoa, Arthropoda, Insecta, Hemiptera, Adelgidae. The record is from RefSeq and is a predicted model, not a curated record.